Molecule: messenger RNA, 2053 nt
Organism: Tachyglossus aculeatus (Australian echidna)
Lineage: Eukaryota; Metazoa; Chordata; Mammalia; Monotremata; Tachyglossidae
Gene: FTSJ1
Product: FtsJ RNA 2'-O-methyltransferase 1
Exons: 11
Coding region: 104-1090 (328 amino acids)
Biological process (GO): tRNA methylation; cytoplasmic translation
Cellular component (GO): cytoplasm
Molecular function (GO): tRNA methyltransferase activity
Source: RefSeq, a predicted model, not a curated record
ACGCGGCCGGCCUGCUGCUCCUGCUCUUGCCUGAGGCCUAUUGGGCCCCAACUGAGGUGGGAGAUCCACAGCCUGGACGCAAAAGGCCCCUGGAACUGAAGGGAUGGGUCGGUCUUCCAAGGACAAGAGGGACAUUUACUACCGUCUGGCCAAAGAGGAGGGCUGGCGGGCCCGCAGCGCUUUCAAACUGCUGCAGCUGGAUGAGGAGUUUCAACUCUUCCAGGGGGUACGUCGUGCCGUGGAUCUGUGCGCCGCACCGGGCAGUUGGAGCCAAGUCCUGAGCCGUAAACUGAAGGGGUCAGACACGGCGAGCACCAUCGUGGCGGUGGACCUCCAGGCCAUGGCUCCUCUUCCAGGGGUCAUUCAGAUCCAAGGGGAUAUCACUAAGGUAUCCACAGCCCAGGAGAUCAUCCGGCAUUUUGAGGGGCAGCCGGCCGAUCUGGUGGUGUGUGACGGAGCCCCUGACGUGACCGGGCUGCACGACAUCGACGAGUACAUUCAGGCCCAGUUGCUGUUGGCGGCACUGAACAUCACCACCCACGUCUUGAAGCCGGGGGGCACCUUCGUGGCCAAGAUCUUCCGGGGCCGAGACGUCACCCUGCUCUACUCCCAGCUCCGCAUCUUCUUCCCGGACGUCACCUGCGCCAAGCCCCGCAGCAGUCGCAACUCCAGCAUUGAAGCCUUUGUGGUUUGUCGUGGCUUUGCCCCGCCUGCCGGCUACGUCCCCAACAUGGCCAACCCCCUCCUGGACCACCGCUAUGACCUGGACUUCAACCAGCUGGAGGGGCCCAACCGCGUGAUCGUGCCCUUCUUGGCUUGCGGCGACCUCAGCGCCUACGACGCUGACCGCACCUACCCGCUCCAGCUGACCGGGGGCCCGGCUUACAGGUACAAGGCCCCGCCUCAGCCCCCCAUCCGUCCGCCGUACCAGAAGGCUUGUUUCCUCAAGAAGAACAACCUGCUGGCCAAGGAUCCCGAGCCCAGCGUCCUGGAGAGCGUGGCUAAGGACGCUGAGGCCCUGGAGCAGCGGGAGCCCAGCCUCCUCCAAAGUGUGGCCGAGGCCCUGGACUCAUUUUCUGUGGCCCCUUGAGAGUGACAUCUCCUCGGGAGACGUUUUAACCCUCCGGUUGAAAAUUUCUAGCUUUGUCUAAUUCUGGUUCCUACAUUUGUGAUCGAUGGACCCAAGAACUAGGGGGGGAGGAAAGCCCCUUUCUCCAUUCUCUGCGGCCCCGCUCGCUCCCCGGGCCCGACCAUCCCGAACUAGGCCCCGGCCUCCCACCGCUCGAGAUCGGGUGGCUUCCAAAGUCUGGCCGGAGACUGCACUAUCCUUACGCAGAAUGGACAAUUCCCAAGAGCGGCAAGGAGCUGGAGACGGGGUUGUCCGUCCCGCCCCCGGGAGCUCCGGUGGCCGCUCCGGCUCAGAGCGGGAAGCAUCCGAGUAGUAAGACACGGCGACGCUACCGCAGUUUGGAAGCAAAGACUAAGGGGUACUGUUCAUCACCAUCAUCAUCAAUCGUAUUUAUUGAGCGCUUACUAUGUGCAGAGCACUGUACUAAGCGCUUGGGAAGUACAAAUUGGCAACACAUAGAGACAGUCCCUACCCUACAGUGGGCUCACAGUCCCCGUGAUCAUGGAAACGGGGAGAGCUCGAGUCUCAGAGUCAGGGGACCUGGGUUCUAAUCCUAACCCCACCACGGUUCUGCUGGUUGUCUUUGGGCGAGUCGGCUCUCUGGGCCUCAGUUUCCUCAACUGGAAAAUGGGGAUUAAAUAUCUGUUCUCUCCCUUAGACCGCGAGCCACGCGUAGGACAGAGACUGUGUCCGACCCCAUUAUCUUCUAUCUACCCCAGUGCUUAGUCCGUAGUAAGUGCUUGACAAACACCAUGGUUAUCCUCUUACUUUUUCCUAGUUAUUCGCCCUGUCACACCUACAGGGUGAGACUUCAGGCUAGGGACCACAUCUUGAACUGUUUUAUCUUUUAUUCGGCCCAAGGCUCGGCAUAGCGCUCGGGCCGUUGUAAGUGCUUAAUAAAUAGCUAGCGGGAAAAAGGCAAGA